AUGGCUUCAGGAAGUGUGACUGCUUCCACAGAAGCAGAUAUUAUAAGUGAUUUGCUGAAGAAACCUUUCUCUACUCAUCAACCGGGCGAGCAAAAUAUAAUUGUAACGCAAUGGCCAAUGCUGAAUUUACAAUCGACCACUGGGGAUACAAGCUUUCAGGUGAGUUGGUACACAAAGAAAGAUUGGCAUUGUGGCAGUUUAACCAAGACGGCAAUGUUUUGCUGGCGUUGUCUUUUAUUUUGUCCUGGAACUUCAUCAUCAUGGACGAAGACUGGCUUCAGAAAUAUGAAGGGCUUUCUGUCAGAUUGCAAAAAGCAUGAGAGGGCAAGAUUCCACAUGGCUGCUUACAAGACCUGGAAAACCUAUGGUUCUGGACCUUGUGUGGACUCUCUCAUCUCACAAGCCAGACGUGAUGAGAUUCAGCAUCAUAAUGAGGAGGUAAGGCAAAAUAGAGAAAUGUUAAAAAAUCUAACACAAGCUGUUCUAUAUUUGUCUAGGCAAGAGCUUGCAUUUAG
Paramuricea clavata is the source of this 515-nucleotide messenger RNA. The record is from the annotation of a GenBank genome assembly. NCBI's taxonomy places the organism in Eukaryota, Metazoa, Cnidaria, Anthozoa, Malacalcyonacea, Plexauridae.